AUGGCUCGUCAACAGCGCCUCGGUCGUUCUUGCGACGGCACCGGAUUUCGCCGCACCCUCCGCCGUGUGAGACGGAUACGAAGCUCCGCAGUCACCGGCCACUCUGGAUCCUCCACAAUCUCCACGGGAGACGGGGCGGAGCGGCAGACGCGGCGAGAAUGGCGGUGGAAGAAGCGGGUUAGUGGCGGUUCCGCUGACUCCAGACUUCCACUGCACGAUUCACGGAAGGUACGCGGCGGAAACGACGGAAACGGCAGAAUCAGCGGCGGAGGGGAGAGAAGCGCACAUUCAGUCAACUCUGGAUGUGAAAAUAUCGAGAGUAACGGAGGCGGCGCCUGCGGCAGUAUCGACGGGGCCGACGUGGAGCCGAGCGGUGCGUCCGACGAUCUGGGAGGUGGCCCAGCCGCGGAAUCCGAUCCUGCUGCCGACGCCCCUGCUGUAGCGGUUGUAGCGUCGGCUGUAGCGUCGGCUGUAGCGUCUCCCCUUCGCGGUCCUCCCCAAGGAGAAGCUACUUCCCCAUCCAACUUGCGCGCUACAAGUGUGCUAGCCUCCUCAUCGAGAAGGGAAGCUACAUCCGCCGUUUCUGCUACACUCGCCUCUGGCACCACAACCAACGCCAACGCUACAUCCGUCCCUCAUGCUACAUCCGUGACUGCUGCUAAAGCCACCCCUUGUGCUACAGCCGCGGCAGCAUCACAUGCUGACUUCAUCAUUCGUGCCGUGGCGCCCUCCGCUGGCGUCGCCCUCUGGGAGGCGCUCAGGCGCGCUACAGAUGCUGCCACGGCUGUAGCCUCUCUGCACACGUGGCAAGAGGAGGACUGCGCUGACGUGGACGAGGGCUGCAGCAGAGAGUUCUGGGCGGCGGUUGCGGCGGAUGAUGCAGCAGAAGAAGAUGAUUGGAUCCUGGCCGUUGAUUCUCUUGGUUUAUGGUGGCUCUUUGGGCACUCGGGCAUUAACAUCAGCGACAACGAGGCACUGACUUCAUCAGAAGAAGAUAUUUCCAACGUGAAUCUGAACAAGGAAUAUAAUUCGGAAAUUCCAGGCAAUGGUGUUGAUGACGAGGGUGUGAUUGUGACUGAAGCAGCUGGGGCUGAGCAGCUGGAGCAGCAGGAGCAGCGGGAGCAGAGGGGACAGCAGGAUGGCUGCACACCUGACAUGCAUAAGCAUGAGAGGCCCGAAGGGUGUUACUCCGUGCGUGUGUUUGUGUCCGAGUUUGAGGCCCGAGCGCCGUUCCUGCACUUUUCUCUCUCGGAACAUGCCGCCCGGGUUGCCUCCUCGCCUAAUGCGGGCGGCGCUUCUGUCAUAUCCGAGUCACUUUCCGUGGAAUAUUUUGUGCGACAUUUUGGCGCAACUGACAUUAUUUCAGAAAUGGAGAUCAAGUACUGCCACAGCAACUGGAAGAAGGUGGAUUACAUCUGCAGCUUGUUUGGGCGGCGCUUUGGAGUGUCGGUCACUCGAGCCAUGAUGUACCCCGACCCCGCUCUCUUCGAUUGCCACCGCGCCCGCGCCCUGCUCAGAAAGAAGCUGCAUGGCCUGGUGGUGGCAUGGUCAGGCAUAUCUCCCAUGCACAGCUUCUCUCGAGCUAUCCUUCACAUCUGGUGUGAGACCCCUCACAUCGCCAACCUCCUACACCAGGCCUUCCCAUCUGUGUGCAGAGAGCUUGACCUUCAAGAGGACCUUGUGGAUUUAGUGCUUCACAGAGGCCUCUCUAGUCGCCGAGCCGGCGCGAACAGCGAGUGGGGGCCGUACGCGUUGGGAGCAGUCGACGAUGGCGACGAAGACGAAGCUGUCACCAUGGUGGACGGCGACGCCGACGAAACCGUUGGCGAAAAGGGUAACAGUGGUGGGGACAAACGUCAGCGACAGCAGCAACAGCUGCUGUGGCCGCCGCAGGCGCAGCCGCAUCAGACGCUGCUUCCGCAGGUGGUGCUUCCCGCGAGCCUAGACUCAGCUGGUAUCGCGGCGGGAAACGCGGCGUUGGAUGCGGGUGGGGGUGCAUUGCAGCACGGAGUACAGACACAAAUUUCGCAGCCACAACCGUUCCAGCCGCAGCAGUUUCCGGAGCAGCAGGAGCAGCAGCAGCAGCGGGAUGUAUUCACUUUCAGGGCCGCCGAAGCGUCUCCCGCGGCGCAAUCGGCAGCCAUGGAUUGCUACUCCCCCACCAAGCUAAUCCGAACCAAAUCUCUCUCCUUUCACCCUCCUGCAACCACCUUCAAUCCACUUCCCUUCCGCGAUCUUACCCUCCCCGCCUACUCCCUCAUCUCCUCUCCGCACUCCCCCUCGCGCUCUCCCCCGCGCGGGGUUUCCCCGAGCUCCGCGGAACCCAUGUCCGCGGACGCCUUUUCCGCCGCGCCGUUCGGCUCCCCCUACCACCCUUCCCCCUCUGUCAGCGCAACCUUCCCCGCGAGCUCCCCCACGUCCCCUUUCCCCGCGCCGUCGUGCACGGGCUCGUGCUUCUUCCCCUCGGCAGGAACUCCGCCUCCGCCUCCGCCACCGCAUCCGCUCCCCCCUCCGCUUCCGCCCACGCUUCCGUUUCCGCCGCCGCGGCAGGUGGACUGCCGGCGCAUGAACCCGCCGCUGGGGCGGCUGAUUUCGCGCCUGUGCGGGUUCCAGUCGGGAAUAAUGCAGCGCCGCCAGCACGUGUUCGUGAUGCACCACGGGGAGCGCGCGGACGCCGCUGACCCCCUGUGGGCGCGCAGAGAGGGCGCGGAGCGCGCGUGGGACCCGCCGCUGUCGGAAUGGGGGAAAUACCAGGCCUAUGAGGUGGGCAUGAGGCUGAGGCAGGAGGGGUGGGGGGUGACGCGCAUAGUGUGUGCGCCGUACCUGCGCUGCGUGGAAACCGCCCUCGAACUCCUCCUCGCGCUCACCGACGCACAACCCCUUCCACCUCCCUCCUCCUCUGCCCCCACCGCUGCUUCUCCUGCUGGCGCUCCCACCACUGCUGGCUCUGCUGCUGAUACUGCUACUGCUGCUGGUGGUAGCAGUGGUGGUAGUUUUGGCGCCGGUAGCAGCAGAAUUAGCAGCAUGGUUCCAGGGGGUAGUAGCUUUCUCUCCUCCUUCUUCUCCUCGCGCUUCCGCCGCAGCAAACUCGGUGGUCGCCCUGCUAUUACUGCUAGUGCUGCUGCUGCUGCGGUUGGCAAUGCUGCGGGCAGUGCGGGCAGUGCAGGCAGUGCGGGAGGUGUGUCAAGGUCUGCAUCUGCACGCCACCAGCACCUCAUGCGACGCCGACAGCAAUCCUCCCUCGCGCCCCAACCGAGCCUGGCCCUGCCCCCGGACCGCAAGCGCAAGUUCGGCAUGUGGGACGGGGCGUUGCAGGGCGCGGGGGGCGUGGGGGGGGAGGUGCGCGUGGCAGUGCACUACGGGCUGCAUGAGGUGGUGCGGCAGGGGGAUGGGGGGGCGGGGACGAGUGCAGCAGGAGCACCAGCAGCAGCGGCAGCUGCAGUGGAGCUAUUUGCACAGUCUGGGGAGAUGAGGGGAGGAAUGGGGAUGGGCGGUGGACAGACGAGGGAGGGAGUGGGACAAGGCAUCUGGCGAGUGCAGUCAGCGGUAGGGGGACAAGGGCAGGAGCGGGGUGAGGGGCAGGAUCAUGGGCAGGAACAGAGGCAGGGACAGGGUCAGGGGCAGAAUCAGGGACCUUAUACUGUAGCUGCCAACACAAGCAGCAGUGCUGCUGCUUCUUCGCUGGCGCCUCGUGAUUGGCUGGAAGGCAUGUUCCCGCCAGGCUCAGUGGACAGGAUCUUGCCAGUUGUCGCUGGAUCAGCAACUGCUGCUGCUGACGUGGCACUGCCAGGCUGGCCUGAGGACGUGGAGGAGGCAGCGUUGCGGCUGCUGCGGUCAAUUGAUCACGUGGCAGAACAGUGGCAAGAUGAGAACAUCAUAGUCGUCAGUGACUCCGAUGCCGUACAUGCGUCCAUCCUUCGAGGCAGGAAACAUGCCACUGUUCACAACAUUUUGACAGCGGGUUAUGUGCACACACAGAGGAAUGUAUAUCGGGACCAGGAGGACGAGGAGGAGAGGGGCGUCGGACAAUGGCAGCUUGCCUCCCGCUCUGGGAGCACAGGAAUCUUCUUCAAUUAG
Messenger RNA from Closterium sp. Yama58-4, 4077 nucleotides. The record is from the annotation of a GenBank genome assembly. NCBI's taxonomy places the organism in Eukaryota, Viridiplantae, Streptophyta, Zygnematophyceae, Desmidiales, Closteriaceae.